UUCAGCUGCUCUUACCUUGGUGAGAGCCACCCCUCCCGCCAUGCUCACACAUCUUCUGCAGUGUGGUCUCCGCCGCUGCCCGCCCAGAGCACGGUUUGGAGGCCUUGAUAUCCGCCUGUCCACUCUCUCUCGGCCCCCAGCUUCCUCCUCAUUGCGUUUGUACGUACGACUGCGAGAUGCCUUGCUCCGUCCAUCAUGUUUCUCUAACAGACCCUUUUCCAAGGGCAGGAUACUGGCCCUGCUGGUUGGUCCUGCCUCUGCGUGUGCGGGAGGGAGGGUCGUGCUGUGCCAACUGGAACAUAGUAACCACCCCAUGAUCACAGCUGAGAAGGCCAUACCAGAGCCAGAAUUCAACUGGAGCGAGUUCUGGAAGCUCCUGCGGCCCCAGCUGUUGGCCCUGAUGACUGCUGUGAUUCUCUCGUUUGGUGCCGCGGUACUGAACAUACAGAUUCCACUGAUCCUGGGCGAGUUGGUAAACGUGGUGUCCCGCUUUACCAGAGAGCAUGCUGGGAACUAUCUGCGUGAAGUGCAGGGCCCUGCUAUGCGGCUGCUUUGUCUGUAUGGAGUACAGGGACUACUGACCUGCGGCUACAUCAUCCUGUUGUCUCGUGUUGGGGAGCGAGUCGCUGGUAAUAUGAGGAAAGCGCUCUUCUCCUCCCUGCUGCGGCAGGACGUUGCUUUCUUUGAUGCCCACAAGACAGGACUGUUGGUAAACAGACUCACCUCCGAUGUCCAGGAGUUUAAAUCCUCCUUCAAACAGGUCAUCUCUCAGGGUCUCAGAAAUCUCACACAGACAGUUGGCUGUUUUGUGUCGCUUUAUUACAUCUCCCCCAAGCUGACAGGGCUCCUGUUGGUAGUGAUGCCAGUGCUAGUGGGUGCUGGGGCCCUAAUAGGUUCCUUCCUGCGCAGACUGUCCCGUAAUGCCCAGGAGCAGGUUGCCAGAGCCACUGGUUUGGCGGAUGAAGCUUUAGGUAAUGUGCGUACUGUCAGAGCAUUCGCCAUGGAAAGUCGAGAGGUUGAUCUUUACUCUUCAGAAGUUGAUAAGUCGAGUCAGCAGAAUGAGAUCCUGGGGGUGGGGAUUGCUGUGUUCCAGGGGCUGUCCAAUGUGGCCCUGAACUGUAUAGUGUUGGGGACAAUCUUUGCUGGAGGGUCCCUGAUGGCUGGAAAUGAGCUCUCAGCAGGUGACCUUAUGUCCUUCCUGGUGGCUUCGCAGACAGUUCAGCGGUCCAUGGCAAACAUGUCCGUCCUGUUUGGUCAGGUAGUCCGUGGCCUGAGUGCUGGGGGCCGCGUCUUUGAAUUUAUGAGCCAGGAGCCUGAGAUCCCUCUGACCGGAGGGAAGAAGCUUUCUGCUCUGAAGGGAGAGGUGCACUUCAGAGACAUCUCCUUCAGACCACGAGGGGUAACCGUGUCAAGAUUAAAUAUCCAACAAGCUUCCAACCGUAGGAGUCUCUGUCCUCUGUCACCCCCCCUGGUUGAGCGAGGAUGUCACCGUCUUUCCAAUAUAAUGCAUGGAGCAGGGACAGAUAAUGGCAUAGAUGACAAAGUCCGAAGUACAUGUCAGCCUGUGGUUGAUCUUAAACCGUUUAUUAGUAUGCGGGUGCUGGAAGGAAUUCCCAGUGAUGAGGCUAUUGCAUGUCACACAAUUACCACAUCUGAGCCUGUGCUGUUUGGAACAAGCAUCAUGGAAAACAUUCGGUUUGGGAGACCUGAUGCCACUGACACUGAGGUUUUUGACGCUGCUAAACAGGCAAACGCCGAUGGUUUUAUCCGAAGCUUCCCAGAGGGAUACAGCACCAUGCUGGGUGAGCGCGGCGUGACCCUGUCUGGUGGUCAGAAGCAGCGAGUCGCCAUUGCUCGCGCCUUGUUGAAAGAUCCCAAGAUCCUGAUCCUGGACGAGGCCACAAGCGCCCUAGACGCAGAAUCGGAGAGAGCUGUACAGUUAGCGCUGGACAGAGCCACCUCAGGCCGCACCGUACUGGUUAUCGCCCAUCGGCUCAGCACUAUUGCUGAUGCCGACAUCAUCGUGGUCCUGUCUAAGGGUCAUGUGGUUGAACAAGGGACCCACCAUGAAUUGCUGAGGAAGGGAGGUCUAUACGCAGAGCUGAUAAAAAGGCAAAGCCAGGAGUCCCAAUGACACAGACCAGUUCAGAUAAUCCCUAACCUCAAGCUAUGUGUACAAGAACAGACAGGAGGGAGGUACAAUGUAACUCAUCAUUUCACACACCCCAGAUACAGAAGACAGCUUAAAUGCUGCACGUGAUCUCACACGCCCCAGAUACAGAAGACAGAAGGGAGCUUACAAUGCUCCACAUGAUCUUACAUGCCACAGAUACAGGAGGGAGCUUACAAUGCUGCACAUGAUCUUACAUGCCACAGAUACAGGAGGGAGCUUACAAUGCUGCACAUGAUCUUACAUGCCACAGAUACAGAAGGGAGCUUACAAUGCUACACGUGAUCUUACAUGUGAGCUUAUAAUUGUGCACAUGAGCUCACAUUCUGUAGCAACAGGAGUGAUCUACAAUGCUACACAUCAUCUCACAUACCACAGUAACAGGAGGUAGUUCCUGCCUUCAUAAAGACAGGGAAGGAGAACCUUACUAAUAAAUACUAAUAGGACCCUACAGCUGCAUUGGGACAAGAGAACCUCACUGGUCAGUACCAAUGGGACAGUAGAACCUUACAGCUGCAUUGGGACAAGAGAACCUCACUGGUCAGUACCAAUGGGAUAGUAGAACCUUACAGCUGCAUUGGGACAAGAGAACCUCACUGCUGAGUACCAAUGGGUCAGUAGAACCUUACAGCUGGAGUGGGACAAGAGAACCUCACUGCUGAGUACCAAUGGGACAGUAGAACCUUACAGCUGCAUUGGGAUAAGAGAACCUCACUGCUGAGUACCAAUGGGACAGUAGAACCUUACAGCUGCAUUCGGACAAGAGAACCUCACUGAUGAGUACCAAUGGGUCAGUAGAACCUUACAGCUGAAGUGGGACAAAAUAACCUCACUGCUGAGUACCAAUGGGACAGUAGAACCUUACAGCUGCAGUGGGACAAGAGAACCUCACUGCUCAGUACCAAUGGGACAGUAGAACCUUACAGCUGCAGUGGGACAAGAGAACCUCACUGCUCAGUACCAAUGGGACAGUAGAACCUUACAGCUGCAGUGAGACAAGAGAACCUCACUGCUGAGUACCAAUGGGACAGUAGAACCUUACAGCUGCAGUGGGACAAGCAAACCUCACUGCUGAGUACCAAUGGGACAGUAGAACCUUACAGCUGCAGUGGGACAAGAUUACCUCACUGCUAAGUACCAAUGGGACAGUAGAACCUUACAGCUGCAGUGGGAUAAGAGAACCUCACUGCUGAGUACCAAUGGGACAGUAGAACCUUACAGCUGCAUUCGGACAAGAGAACCUCACUGAUGAGUACCAAUGGGUCAGUAGAACCUUACAGCUGAAGUGGGACAAAAUAACCUCACUGCUGAGUACCAAUGGAACAGUAGAACCUUACAGCUGCAGUGGGACAAGAGAACCUCACUGCUCAGUACCAAUGGGACAGUAGAACCUUACAGCUGCAGUGGGACAAGAGAACCUCACUGCUCAGUACCAAUGGGACAGUAGAACCUUACAGCUGCAGUGAGAAAAGAGAACCUCACUGCUGAGUACCAAUGGGACAGUAGAACCUUACAGCUGCAGUGGGACAAGCAAACCUCACUGCUGAGUACCAAUGGGACAGUAGAACCUUACAGCUGCAGUGGGACAAGAUUACCUCACUGCUAAGUACCAAUGGGACAGUAGAACCUUACAGCUGCAGUGGGACAAGAGAACAUCACUGCUCAGUACCAAUGGGACAGUAGAACCUUACAGCUGCAGUGGGACAAGAGAACCUCACUGCUGAGUACCAAUGGGACAGUAGAACCUUACAGCUGCAGUGGGACAAGAUAACCUCACUGCUGAGUACCAAUGGGACAGUAGAACCUUACAGCUGCAGUGGGACAAGAUAACCUCACUGCUGAGUACCAAUGGGACAGUAGAACCUUACAGCUGCAGUGGGACAAGAGAAACUCACUGCUGAGUAAUAAUGAGUCAGUAGAACCUUACAGCUGUAGUGGGACAAGAUAACCUCACUGCUGAGUACCAAUGGGUCAGUAGAACCUUACAGCUGCAGUGGGACAAGAGAACCUCACUGCUGAGUACCAAUGGGUCAGUAGAACCUUACAGCUGUAGUGGGACAAGAUAACCUCACUGCUGAGUACCAAUGGGACAGUAGAACCUUACAGCUGCAGUGGGACAAGAUAACCUCACUGCUGAGUACCAAUGGGUCAGUAAAACCUUACAGCUGCAGUGGGACAAGAGAACCUCACUGCUGAGUACCAAUGGGACAGAAGAACCUUACAGUUGCAGUGAGACAAGAGAACCUCACUGCUGAGGUGAAGAGGGAGCUUACAGGGCUGGUCAGAUUGUCAGCACUGAGUAGUAGCAGGACAGGAGGAAGCUCCUUGCUAUAAUCAGAACCAGACACUGUGAACACACAGAACAGCAGCAACUCUUGGCUACUAUUAGUAAUAUGUGAAGAGCAGCAGCACUCCAAUGAUCCAAAACUUUACUUAAUUCAGCCCCACAGACAAAUAAGAUGACGCGGCAUGACUAAGGACUUAAGCCCAAAACAUUGGGGGGUUUUUUCCUGCAGAGCUAAAUAAAGAGUGAAGUUUUGGAUCAUUGGAGUGUGGCUGCUCUUUGUCUAUUCUGGAUGGUUGGGGCUGAAGUGCAGAGCCCUGAGCAGAAUUUUACACAGGUGCCGAAUACCUUAAGAUUUUUAUCUACUAAUAGACGCUAACACUGUACAGAGCGAGCAGUAAAGCGCAAUAUUCAUCUCUGCAUAUUAUAUGACUUGUUUCCUUUGGGUUGGAUCUAUACACAAACAGUCAUUUGUAGCAAGGGAAAGCCAAGUGCUCCAGCAAGUCUGUAGCAUCAUAUUGCACCUGUAGUAACGACAGCAUUAUAGUAUCAGAACAAACAGCUUCAGAAUAACUCCAUCAGUCUCUGCAAUUAGCAUCUGAUUAGUUUGUGUCUGUUGGUUUAAGAGUUUGUUAUUCAGCAGGAUGUAUACAAGGUGGCAAUAUUAAGGCAGCCAUAAUAUUUCAGCUGCAAAUUUGCCAUAGCCACAGUAUUGUCAUGAAAAUGAUGUGGGUGCAACACUGAAAGUUUUAUAACUAGGUAAAAUCUGUAUUGAAAAAUCAUUUUUGAAAGGUGCCAGGAGCCAUUACUCCUAAGAAUUACCCUCUUGGCCACUAGGAGAAGGUAAAGAUUCCCAAAACUCCAAAAGCACUCAAAAACCUUCCUGCGUCACUGGUAAAAUAGUCUUAUCUUUGCCUCUGCAGGAGGAAGGUGAAGAAUUGAGGUGCUCCAUAUGUUCUUUUGUACGAGGGUUUCUCAGACCGAUUUGAGGCCCAUUUUCCCCUCAGAGAACUGCUAUUUGGGACAGAGGGGAGAUAUGGAUUAUUGAGUAGUGGCACAACUACACCCAGUGAGUAGUUAGUCACAGGCCUAUCACAUGGGUCGCGGGGACCGUUCCCUUAGGCACCUCCUUUUGGGUCGUUGUUAUACUCCACAUGCAUAGAUCCUCUGCUGUCAUGCGUACAGCACUGGAUUGGCAGAAAGCAGUUCUUUUCUGCAGAUAGUGAGUCCGGUAGAGGGGGAGCUUGUCAGGUAAGUGAUAAGGUUCUACUUUUUUAGCUCUCACAUUGCCUACAGGCUAUUAGUUUUAGUACAUUAUAGCCAGGACAGCGACACUUAAUCACACAUUGUUUCUCAUGUAUUCUGUAUGGCAAAUUUUGUGGGCUGCAGGGACUUUCUGUGUAUUUAGAAUGCACAUUAUUUUUUCUACCAUUUUGAUGUUUUUGCUUCUUCUGAAGUAGCUAUUGGUAAGAAAGUCCUUCAAGCAGUAUUUUCUGGACAUUAGGUAAAAAAUGAGAUAUAUAUAGAGAGAGACAGUGAGAGGGAGACAGUGAGAGAGAGACAGUGAGAGAGAGACAGUGAGAGAGAGACAGUGAGAGAGAGACAGUGAGAGAGAGACAGCGAGAGAGAGACAGCGAGAGAGAGACAGCGAGAGAGAGACAGCGAGAGAGAGACAGUGCGAGAGAGAGAAAUAGCGAGAUAUAUAUAUAUAUAUAAAAUAAAAAAAAUUGUCCCACAAACAUUACUCGUGGACUCCACAGCUCCGGGAAUUUGUUCCCAGGAGUAAUGGCUUGUGGACUCUCACCAGAUUUAUGAAAGAUAUAUCAUUUAUGGUUGCCUGAUAAAUUUAUUUUUUUUCCUGGUGGUGAGAGUCCAUGAGACCCGCCUAUUUUUUGCAAAUUUUUUAACUAUAUUUUUUGGGUGUCAGAUAAAGUUUGCACCUCUUCUUUUUUCCCUGCUCUUGUCCUUUCCUACCUUUUUGCUACUUCUUGGCUAUACGUCAGACUGGCUUACCAGGGAGGUGGGUGAGAUUAAGCGGUCUUGCCGUUUUGGGAAUCUUUGCCUCCUCCUAGUGGUCAGGAGUGGAAUUCCCAGGAGUAAUUAAUUGUGGACUCUCACCGCCAUUAAAGGAAUUAAUUUAUCCUAUACACAAAAUUAUAUUCUUUAUUUUCUAGUGGGAUAAACCGUAUGUGAUUGAAGAGCCAAUUUGUUUUCUUUUAAAAAAUUGUUACACCAGCUUCAGAGUAUUAAAUGCACAAGAAUUUCUGUCUCUUAAGAUUGUUUUUGUAUAUGAAAUAUCUGAUUUUGCUCAUUGAAAUCACAACCCAUCAUUCUCAGGUGCAUGCCCAGUUAAAUGGAUUGGGCCUGCAGGAAAAGCAGGCCUGAUUAUAUUUUUCUCUCUAUAUACCAGGGGUUUUCAAAACAUGCCAGAUUUUUAGUAUAUCUGAACUGACAGACAGGUGAAUAAUCAGAUGGUUAGUAACCUGCUCCCAGCUAAGGUAAUUCUGCUAAUCUGGCCUGUUAGAGAGGCAUGAGGACAGGUUUAAAAAAACCUGCUCUAUACCCAAAAGACAAUAGUUGGGUACUGACAUUUUAACUAUGGGCAGGGGGUUCAAACCCCCCAGCUAUUUUAGAAAUAAAAAUCUAUCCAAUACUGCGGUAUUGAUAUUUUCAUUGUAGGCAACGGUUUCAUCAGAGGAAAACUGUUAUUUUACAUGACAAAAUAAAGGUAAAGGAGCUGUUUGCAAUGUAAUAAACUCCAGCAGAUAAAAUAGAGCAAUGAGAACAAAAGGAGAACAUUUCAAUGUAUUAGAAAGAGCAGUGAGUGAAACGCUGGGGUUACAGAAUGUGUUAUGGGACCAAGGAACAAAGUAUAUCUGAAUGUGCCUCAUUCUCCGGUACCUAGAAAGGGUUAAACAACACUGAGGGUAAGCUGCUUCAUUUUGUAAAAUUAACUCUUUAUUAUGUUUAGUUUUAUGCAAAAUAAAAUCUAUUCCCAUCA
Messenger RNA from Bombina bombina (fire-bellied toad), 7455 nucleotides. RefSeq names its product mitochondrial potassium channel ATP-binding subunit-like. Gene Ontology annotation, biological process: transmembrane transport. The coding region runs from base 41 to 2134 and encodes 697 amino acids. Gene Ontology annotation, cellular component: membrane. The transcript is spliced from 16 exons. Gene Ontology annotation, molecular function: ATP hydrolysis activity; ABC-type oligopeptide transporter activity; ATP binding. Lineage: Eukaryota; Metazoa; Chordata; Amphibia; Anura; Bombinatoridae. The record is from RefSeq and is a predicted model, not a curated record.